Messenger RNA from Striga hermonthica, 525 nucleotides. The record is from the annotation of a GenBank genome assembly. Lineage: Eukaryota; Viridiplantae; Streptophyta; Magnoliopsida; Lamiales; Orobanchaceae.
AUGAUUGAACGAGAAAUUAAAGGUCAUCGGGGCCAAAGUUUGAAUGUAUUUCGAAUUCAUGGCAACGACUCACAUAGAUUUGGUGUGACAGAGUUUGAACUUGAGACGAUGCUACCGGGUGCUAUCGGACGCGAAGUAAAGGAUGUCGACGUGUACCUCUACCACGAGGUAAACUUGCCUACAGUGUUGUUUGAGUGCAAAACGCUGAAACAUUGGGUGGACUACGAGGGUGGUUAUGAGACGGACGAGGCCCUUCAGAAGUUGCUUGAUGGUUGUCUUGUUCUCCGUGAGCUUAUUAUCACGGGCACAAUCAAGGGAAUGAAUUUGGGCGUACCGGCCGAGGAUGGUUCGAUUCUUAGUUUUGGUAAUCUGACCAAGGUUGAAGUUCGAGUUGAUUACUCACUUCUCAGCAAAAUCCUUGAAGCUGCAUCUUGUCUAGAAAUGCUUGUUGUCCAAGAGGUUCCUGAAGCUGCUCUAUUGGAUAGAACCCGACCGAGUACCCACAUGCCUCACAUAUCACCUUAA